CAUCCGUGCACGCGCACCGACGUACGCGGAUGGUGGCGCGUAAAGGGCUCUGACGUCAGCGGCAAGAUCCGCGUCGCGUGGAAAAUCGUGACUGCUCGCCCUCUACGGGCCGCCACAAGCAACUACAACAACAGUGAACGAACUUGAAAUACUUGACGUAGCGGAAGCAGGAAGGUGAGCUCCAACGCGUCGGUGGACUUUUUCAAGCGCUUUCAACUGGCCUGUUGCUCAAAUGGCGGCCUGCGCGGCGCUGCGGACCGGGACGCUCCUCCUGCUGCUUGUGUCCGCACUCCACGGGCCGAGCUGCGCGGUGUCGGAACCCGGCAAAUGGGUCCUGAACGUGGACACUGACACUUUGAGGAAGCACAACCUUUUCGUCUUUGCUAAAACUCUGUUCAACAACAGCGUCAUCCAUCUUAAAUUGGCGGCAGAGAGCUGCAACUCGUCUUCCCCAGUGCACUUGAACGUCUCGUGGUACCUGAGGAGUUCACGGUGCUACGAUGAAGUCUUCGGUGUGGACGCGACACGAGCGGAACGGUACUUCGGGUCCGCCGAGGUGAAUCCGGGAGGAGGAAGUGGUUUCUUCGUGUUCCAUCAGUACCCGCUCGUCACUUGCCAGCCACGUGUGGACCCCAACAUAUUUGGUCUGGAUGCCUUUGACGUGAAAACUCGACUGACUGAAUUGCAGACUUUUCAGCCAAUCACAGAGAAGACCCCCGGCAGGAAGCGCAAAGAGGCGGAGCUUCCAAAAGCGAAGAAAACAAAAUGCGACUUAAGACGGUGCGGCUCGGGUUCUGACCAGAUCAAGGCAGUCACAACUAAUUACUCCGAUUCGAAAGUCUCUGCACUGGCUCCCAGUCUGCGUUACAAUCGAUUUUCAAGUUGGAGACAUGAAAUCUGUUGCCAUGAGCGCUCUUCAUCACCGAACGGUUUCGGUCCUGGAUCCCGCAAAGACUCGCUAAGGGGACGGAAACCCCGUAGGGCUCCGAGAUCUGCCGACUCGGGUCAGAUAACGGAGCACAAAGGGGAAACUCAAAACACGGUGAGGCGGCUUUUAGCCGCUGUGCUGCACGCAAACGGGGUGACAAAUUUGUUCCUCGUCCUCCAGCCGGCUCCAGGAGAGGCAGACGAGCAGCAGAAGAAGAAGAAGAAGAAGACGACGACGACUUCUGCGGGAGACUCCGACGUUCCUCACAAACAGGCCGCCUCACGCGCGCACUUCGAUGCGGUGGCUGAGAGCUGGGCGGACGGUCCGUACGUGUUCCUGCUCAGCGUCCGCGAGGUCAAAGAGAAGAACCGGGCUCCCGACCCGGCCCGCGGCCCCCCGGCCCCCUGGAACCUGCGGCUUCAGGUGAGCAUGAAAGGACCUCACGACUACAUCUCGGCCUCAGAAUGGCCGCUCAUGCUGUUCUACAUGGCGAUGUGCGUGGCGUACGUGCUGCUGGCGCUCUUGUGGCUUCUGCUGUCGGCGUGCUACUGGAGGGACCUGCUCAGGAUCCAGUUCUGGAUCGGAGGCGUCAUCUUCCUGGGCAUGCUGGAGAAAGCCGUUUACUACGCCGAGUUUCAGAGCAUCAGAUACAACGGCUUGUCUGUCCAGGGCGCGGUGGUGUUCGCUGAGGUUCUGUCCGCCGUCAAGAGGACGCUGGCCCGCGUGUUGGUCAUCAUCGCCAGUCUGGGAUACGGCAUCGUCAAGCCCAGGCUGGGCGCGUUGCUUCAACGCGUGGUGGGCGUCGGCCUGCUCUACCUCAUGUUCUCCGUGGUGGAGGGCGUCCUACGGGUCAACGCCGAUCGAGGCGACAACGCCGGCAGUAUACUUGUGUGCGACGUGGUGCUCGCCUUCACCGACUCGUGCGUCAUCUGGUGGAUCUUUGUGAGUCUGGCUCAGACGAUGAAGCUGCUCCGACUUCGCCGGAACCUGGUCAAGCUCUCUCUCUACACGCACUUCACCAACACGCUCAUCUUCGCUGUCAUCGCGUCAGUCAUCUUCAUCGUUUGGACCACGAAGACCUUCAAGAUGGCCAAAUGUCAGUCUGACUGGCGUGAGCUUUGGAUCGAUGAUGCUUUCUGGCGUUUCCUGUUCUCCGCCAUCCUAUUGGUCAUCAUGUUCCUGUGGCGACCGUCGGCCAAUAACCAGAGGUACGCGUUCAGGCCUCUGGUGGACGAUGAGGAGAGCGAUGAAGAGGAGGAGGACGAGCUCAUGGUGAACGAAGCUUUCGAGGGCAUGAAGAUGAGGGGCGUGAAGAACGAGCCCAACGGUGCCAGCAGAGCCAACAAAGUGGAUGAAGAUCUGAAAUGGGUGGAGGAGAACAUCCCGUCGUCCAUGGCCGACGUCGCCCUGCCGCCCCUGCUCGACUCGGACGAGGAAACCAUGACGACCAAGUUCGAGAUGUCCAAGAUGGAGUGACGCCUUUGAGGACGGAAGAGGAAAGCAACGUUUGUGUGACCGAUCGCCAACUUUAUGAGCUUUGUAAGCGUCAACUGGACGAACACUCACCGUGGCUUUUUUUUUUUUUUUUUUUUUUUUUUUUUUUUACACAAAUACUUUUUAUAUUUAUGUACAUAAACACACACACACAGCCAUAUUUUGACAGCUUCUUUGCAUGUAACAAUGUCAUGUCGUGUAUGCCGUUGCCAUGGCAGCACUGCUGUCGUGCGUGUGUGUUUUUGUGUUGUGCUCGGGCUUGUGUUUGGACUGCUCCAAAUCAUAGCGGCGUGUCUUUAGAAACCUUCUUUCACUUUCAUUCAGCAUCCCUCGCUCACGAUUAUUAUUGAUCAUCACUUUUCUGCUGUCAUGACUAAAAAUGUCUUCUUAAAAAGUUCA
Molecule: messenger RNA, 2821 nt
Organism: Phyllopteryx taeniolatus (common seadragon)
Lineage: Eukaryota; Metazoa; Chordata; Actinopteri; Syngnathiformes; Syngnathidae
Gene: tmem87a
Product: Transmembrane protein 87A-like
Exons: 23
Coding region: 233-2404 (723 amino acids)
Biological process (GO): retrograde transport, endosome to Golgi
Cellular component (GO): membrane; Golgi apparatus
Source: RefSeq, a predicted model, not a curated record